Maudiozyma saulgeensis is the source of this 897-nucleotide messenger RNA. NCBI's taxonomy places the organism in Eukaryota, Fungi, Ascomycota, Saccharomycetes, Saccharomycetales, Saccharomycetaceae. The record is from the annotation of a GenBank genome assembly.
AUGUUAGCUAGACUUACUAAACCACAAUCAAAAUUUGUUCCAAUUGCACUAGGUGCAGCUGCUAUUGCCGCAACAGCAUUUUAUUUGAAUAGAAAUAAUUCAAAUGUUAUUAAAAAUGAUUCAAAAAAAGUAUUUGUUGGUGAUAAUCAAUGGAUUGAUUUACCAAUUGAAAAAAUUAUUGAUGAAUCUCAUGAUACAAGAAAGUUUAUCUUUAAAUUACCAAAUGAUGAUUCAAUUAGUGGUUUAACUUUAGCAUCUGCUGUAUUAGCAAAAUUUGUUACACCAAAGGGUUCAAAUGUUAUUAGACCUUAUACACCAAUUUCGGAUUUAAAUGAUAAAGGAUUUAUUGAAUUUGUUAUUAAACAUUAUGAUAAUGGUAAAAUGACAUCUCAUUUAUUUUCUUUAAAACCAAAGGAUACCGUUUCAUUUAAAGGUCCAAUUAAAAAAUGGCAAUGGAUACCAAAUUCUUUUGAUUCAAUUACUUUAUUAGGUGCAGGUACUGGUAUUACUCCAUUAUAUCAAUUAGCUCAUCAUAUUACUCAAAAUCCAAAUGAUAAGACUAAAAUUAAAUUAUUAUACGGUAAUAAAACACCAAAUGAUAUCUUAUUAAAGAAAGAAUUAGAUAAUUUACAAUCUAAGUAUCCCGAAAAAUUUGAAGUUGUUUAUUUUGUUGAUAAAGCUGAAGGUAAUUUUAAAGGUGAAACAGGUUUUAUUACUAAAGAUUAUUUACAAUCUCAUAUUAGUAAACCUACAGAAAAGACUCAUGUCUUUGUUUGUGGUCCUCCUCCAUUCAUGAAGGUUAAUUCAGGUGAAAAAGUUGGACCAACUGAUCAAGGUGAAUUGGUUGGUUCAUUGAAGGAUCUAGGUUUCACUAAAGAACAAGUAUUCAAAUUCUAA